Messenger RNA from Myotis daubentonii (Daubenton's bat), 2192 nucleotides. It is a transcript of the gene GABRD, whose product is annotated as gamma-aminobutyric acid type A receptor subunit delta. Lineage: Eukaryota; Metazoa; Chordata; Mammalia; Chiroptera; Vespertilionidae. Gene Ontology annotation, cellular component: membrane. Gene Ontology annotation, molecular function: extracellular ligand-gated monoatomic ion channel activity; GABA-A receptor activity. Gene Ontology annotation, biological process: monoatomic ion transmembrane transport. The record is from RefSeq and is a predicted model, not a curated record.
GCCCGUGCGUCCCCAAAGGCCCCAGACCCAGCACGGGAGGCCGCCGCCCCCGGGCUGUGAGCGCAGGGACCCCGCUAGCCGCCACCUGGACGGGCAGCGGUGGGACUGCGUGCCGGACCCCAGGCCGGGAUCCCGGGGGGGCGGUGCUCGCGGCUGGGGGGCGGGGGGAGGAGUCGGCGGGGGCCGAGCGGGCGGGGCGCCAGGUGGGGCGGCUCCUCCGUGCGCUCCUCCGCCCUCGCGCCCGCCCCGCGCCGCGCGCCCUCCCGCCUCCGCCCGCCUGUGCGCCGCCGCGGCCGCCGGGGAAGCAACUUCGCGAGCGCCCGCGACCUGCCGGCCCCCGGCCCCGCGCCCCCCGGCGCCCGGCACCCCGAGGCCAUGGACGAGCUGGCCCGGCUGCUGCCCCCGCUCCUCCUGCUCUGCGCGCAGCAGCCCCGCGGCACCAGGGCGAUGAAUGACAUUGGGGACUACGUGGGCUCCAACCUGGAGAUCUCAUGGCUGCCCAACCUGGACCACCUGAUGGAGGGCUACGCCCGGAACUUCCGCCCCUGCAUCGGAGGCCCCCCUGUGAACGUGGCGCUUGCCAUCGAGGUAGCCAGCAUCGACCACAUCUCCGAGGUGAACAUGGAGUACACCAUGACCGUGUUCCUGCACCAGAGCUGGCGGGACGGCCGGCUGUCCUACAACCACACCAACGAGACGCUGGGGCUGGACAGCCGCUUCGUGGACUGGCUCUGGCUCCCCGACACCUUCAUCGUCAACGCCAAGUCCGCCUGGUUCCACGACGUGACCGUGGAGAACAAGCUCAUCCGGCUGCAGCCCGACGGGGUGAUCCUGUACAGCAUCAGAAUCACCGCCACGGUGGCCUGCGACAUGGACUUGGCCAAGUACCCGAUGGACGAGCAGGAGUGCACGCUGCACCUGGAGAGCUACGGCUACUCGGCUGAGGACAUCGUGUACUACUGGUCGGAGAACCAGCAGCAGAUCCACGGGCUGGACAAGCUGCAGCUGGCCCAGUUCACCAUCACCAGCUACCGCUUCACCACCGAGCUGAUGAACUUCAAGUCGGCCGGCCAGUUCCCUCGGCUCAGCCUGUACUUCCACCUGCGGAGGAACCGGGGCGUCUACAUCAUCCAGUCCUACAUGCCCUCCGUCCUGCUGGUCGCCAUGUCCUGGGUCUCCUUCUGGAUCAGCCAGGCGGCCGUGCCUGCCAGGGUGUCCCUAGGCAUCACCACGGUGCUGACCAUGACCACCCUGAUGGUCAGCGCCCGCUCCUCCCUCCCGCGGGCGUCGGCCAUCAAGGCGCUGGACGUGUACUUCUGGAUCUGCUACGUGUUCGUCUUCGCCGCGCUGGUGGAAUACGCCUUCGCCCACUUCAACGCCGACUACCGGAGGAAGCAGAAGGCCAGGGUCAAGGUCACGGAGCGGAGGGCAGAGGUGGACGUGAAGCACGCCAUCGUGCUGUUCUCCCUCUCGGCUGCCGGCGUCUCCCAGGAGCUGGCCGUGUCCCGGCGGCCGAGCCGCCUGCCCGGGAACCUCCUGGGCUCCUACCGGUCGGUGGAGGUGGAGGCGGGGCCGGCUGAGAAGCAGGGAGGCCUCCGCUCCCUUUUCAAGCCCAUCGACGCGGACACCAUCGACAUCUACGCCCGCGCCGUGUUCCCCGCGGCCUUCGCGGCCGUCAACAUCAUUUACUGGGCGGCCUACGCCCUCUGAGCGGGCGCCCGGCCUCCUGCCGCACAGCCUCUGGGGAGAGGGACCCUCGCGUGGCUUGGAUCGGCGAGUUCCAGAGUGGAGGCCACGACAGACCACGUGGCACAGGAGGAACACGUGGCCCCCCGUCGCCUGGCCCGUCCCCACCUCUGGGAACACCACCCCGGGGCCCUCCCGCCUGCAGACGCCCAGCCCAGCUCCUCGAUCCAACAGCAGAGCCCUGACCCGCGCUGAGCCAGGGCGCGGGGCCUGGGGGCCACGCACUUGACUCGGGAAACGACCCUGACUCCCGGGCGUCCGUCCGUGGGGUGAACCGGGAGGGGAGGCAGCUGGGCGUGGGUGUGCUCGUUGCCUGGGGGAGCGGGCGGAGUGGGCGCCGUAGCCUCUGGUCCCAGCAUGAAAUAAAGUGGAGCCCCGGCCCCUGGCCCUCUCUCCCAGCAGCCGUGGCUCAGCGGGCACAGGGCACAGGGACCCGCAGACAGACA